ACGCCGCCCUGCCAGGCCAGCCCGGGCCGCACCGAGCCGCGCGACGCGUGCCGAGCCGAGCCGCCGGGCCGAGCCGAGCCGCGCCGAGCCCCACAUGUUGAUCAUCCCCAGUCUAACCGCCAGGCCCCCGCCGCGCAGCGCCUGUCGCCGCGACCGAGUGCGUCGUCGUGCACCUCUUCUAUGCGUCCGGAGGUUGUCGCAGUGCCGCACCGGGGCUGUCAGGAUGUGAAGAGAACCACAGUCCCUGGUGAUGGAGAAAGGAGGGGCCGGCGCCCUCCUCCUGGCCUCCACUGUUGAGCACCGCCUGCUGGUAGCCGCAGCGCGAGCCGCAGCUGCGGGGGAGAGCGCCGCUAGCGCAGCCGGCGCCGCGGCCGAGUGGGGCAGCGAGAGCAGGAGCAGCCAGGGCGGCAGCGGCCCCGGGCCGUCCGCAGCACGGGAUGAGAUGUCGUCGGCCUACACGUCCUCCUCCGAGCCGACCGGCUGGACGGAGGAGCCGUGGGCACGCGGCGCCAACGGCAGCAGCAGCACUCCCGCACUGCUGGCCUCCGUGGCCGCCGCCGCGUCCGGGUACGUCAGCGCCGGCCUGGUGGCCAGCGCGCUCCCCGGCCAGGACGACGCCUGGGCCAACGCCUCCUCCUCGGCCCCCAGCCUGGCCGCCAACGCCACCCGCAACGAGACGCUCCCCAGCGGGCCCGUCUUCUGCGAGGGGUGGGAGGCCGUGCAGAACAACCUCUUUCAGGUCGCCAACCUCUUCUACUGCAUCGCCUUCCUAGUGCCGCGGCACUUCAAGCAAAGCGUGCUGCUCUACAGGUUCCUUCUCGUCUUGGGCUCGCUGCUCACGGCAUCGUGGGCGAGCUUCCACCUGUGCGCGUUCGACGUGUUUGUCUGGAACGUGGCCCUGAUGGUGGUGAACGCAGGCCAUACUGCGGCGCUGGUGGUGCGCUUCCUGCCGCCGGCGCUCUCGCCCGACCUCACCGAGCUCUACCUCAAGGUGUUCCGCCCGCUCAAGGUGUCCAAGAAGGCCUUCAAGGAGCUGGCGCGCGAGGCGGCCGUGCUAACGCUCGAGGCCGGCGACACGUACGCCGUGGAGGAGCAGACGCCGGCCGACGAGCGCCUCUCGAUCCUGCUCAAGGGCAAGCUGGCCGUUAGCUGUGACGGCACACACCUGCAUCACAUCAACAUCCACCAGUUUGUGGACUCACCCGAGUGGGAGGCGAACCACGACACGAGCGAAAACACCUUCCAGGUUACCAUCUCUGCUGAAGAAGAGAGCGUGUACAUGUGCUGGCCGAGGAUGAAGCUGUCACGCGUACUGAGGCACCGACCGCAGGUGCGCAUCGUGCUGGACACCCUCAUAGGCAAGGACAUCACCCAUAAGCUGUACUCGCUCAACGAGCACAUGCACGGCAACGACCGCGCCCGUGCGCGGGCGGCGCGCUCCGAACACUGGCGGCGCAGCAUGGCACGCUCCGUGAGCGUCGACGCCGUGCACACCGGCACCCGCGGCCACGUGCGCUCCGCCGCCUUCAAGAGCGCGCGCCGGGAGAGGGCCACCAGCGCGGCGCAGCAAGGCGACGAGGGAAGAGACGUGCUUCAGUCGCCGGUGCGCGCGGGCCAAGCGCAGUGCUGGAUCCCGCUGGUCGCCAACCACUUCCCAGUGACGUCGCCCUUCACGGACGCACAGGGUCAGCCCCAGGCCCUCACGGCGGCGAUGGCCAACGCGCCUGGUAUGGCGGCUGUCUCUGGAUUGCCACUGACGACGUUACCUGCCGGUGUUCCGGGUGUCCCAGUGUCCGGAGUCCCGGGACUAGGACUGCAAGUGCCGUCAAGCAUGGCCCUAGUGCCUGUUCCGGUCAUCGUGCCCGUCCUAGCUCCGCCGCCAACCCUCCACCAGGCACGGAAUCGUUCUAUGCGCCGGGCGGGGGCCGGUGUUGGAGUAGGAGUCGGCGUUGGAGUCGGAGUGGGAGUCGGAGUGGGGACGGGCGCCAGCGGGGUUAAGUUUGAGGCGACUCCGGUAUGACGGCAAGCUCCCAACCUCACGCCGAGCCCAGGCCUCAGCCCGUCGGAGGGUGCUGCGGCAGGCACUGAAAAUCUUAGUCUAGACUGAGCGAAAGGCGAACAAUCAACGGAGAGAAAAUAUAAUUUAACGAACAAUGAAUGGAGAGAAAAAAAAAAUGUGAACAAUGAAUGGCGAGAAAACAACUAAAGGCGAACAAUGAAUGGAAAGAAGAAUUGAAAGGUAAAGAGAGAAAAAUGUAAAGGUAGGCUAAUUGUAACGGCAGCAAAAAUGUGUGUUUUUACUAAUAAAAAAAAGGCAUGCUGCAUCGUUCAAGAAGCAUAUUUUCAACAAAUAAAAAAAUAGCAGCAAUGCGGUUGAAUAUGUGAUAUGCAUAUACUCAUAUGAAUGAAUAAAAUCCAUAUAGUAUAAAAAUA
Messenger RNA from Frankliniella occidentalis (western flower thrips), 2433 nucleotides. Its product is annotated as blood vessel epicardial substance-like. The transcript is spliced from 7 exons. The coding region runs from base 251 to 2020 and encodes 589 amino acids. Gene Ontology annotation, molecular function: cAMP binding. Lineage: Eukaryota; Metazoa; Arthropoda; Insecta; Thysanoptera; Thripidae. Gene Ontology annotation, cellular component: sarcolemma. The record is from RefSeq and is a predicted model, not a curated record.